AUGCGUGCGGGGACGCCGGUGUGGCGGUGUGCCUCCUCCUCCGUCGCCUUCGAACUCCUCGGGCGGGUGCCGCUCCGCCGACCUCCACGUUACUCCCAGCAGCAGUCUGCGGCGCGGAAGGUGAUGGACGGCGCAGCCCUCGCUGCCCUACCGGCAGCCGCGGCGAGAAGGCCGCGCCACGCCACGCAGCAGGCGUUGCUGGAGCUGGAGCCCCGUCCCGCCACGGAUGCCCUCUGCACCACCGCAGACGCCGUGGAUGAGGAUGUCGUGCUGGAUGGCGUCCACGCAAGGCAGCUCGCCGACGUGGCCGCCUCAGCGGAGCGGGGGAGGCUCUCGGAGCACCACCCGGCGGCACGUGGGGUUGGGUCGGACGUGGUUGAUUUGGUAACUGAUGCCUUUAAGGAGGAACGGGAGCAGCUUAUUGCGCAGCGACGUCGCGCGCUGUAUGAUUUGACGCAUCCGAACCCGGCGGACUACACGUACAAGGACAAACUUGUUCCACCACCGCCUCUGAGCUUUGGAAAAAUAACAGAUGAAGCCAAGCAACUAGGAAACAAGGUCAUGUUGGGCCAACAUUACACGCUGGUGCGGCAGGCAGGGGUGACGCGGGAUGAGGCGCAUGCUACUUCUACCACAGUCUUGGGGCAACAACGGCGGAACCGACGAAAACCAACGUUGUAUGAUAAUCACAAUUUCUUUUUUGAGGUCAACGACUUGUACCAAGAAAUUGUCCUGGUCGGCAAGGCCUGUGCGGGGAAGUCGAGUCUGUUGAAUACGCUACUCGGACAGCCGGUAGCCAAGACAAGUAGUCAACCGAACACGACGCGACAAAUUUCCUUUUACCAGAGUGUCUCACCAGAGGAGAUGCAGCGAUACCUCAAUGUAAAGGGCAACGGCCUGGUGAAGCUUCCUGGCGGCGGGGUGCAGUUAACAUUUGUAGAUGUUCCUGGAUUUGGCAUUGAGGGCAUGUCGGAUCAGUGGCGCGACAAAGCGAUUGCGCUGACAGACGCCUAUCUGGGUGUGCGGCGUUCUGUGAAUACAGUGCUUUUCUGCAUUGACUGCGAACGUGGACUCACAAAGGUGGAUUUGCGUUACUUUGCGUGGCUUGAAAACUUGCACGGGGUGUUUUUUAUAGUCUUGACGAAGUGCGACUCCGUGCCACACUCGCGCGUGUGCUCUGUCAUGCGGCAGAUUUAUGCCACCAUCACGAAGAACCGCCGCAAGUACCGAAAGGUGUUUCCCUUCGUCAUACCCACCUCCGCGCGGGACGGCACCAACAUUGAGUUUCUCCGCGGUUUGAUUGCAGAAACCUCCGGCCUCAUCCCAGGCGAUCGGCUGCGACAGCUGUUGAAGACGAAGGCGGACGCCGAUAUGGCGGCGGCGUUGGAGCAGGAGGCAAUACGCGUACAAGAGGCCCAUAGGGUGGGGACGCAGGAAGCGAAGGCGUUCUUCACAGCAUUAAAGGGAAAAGAAUGGCACAAACCGUCGGAUUCUCCCGCAGGUACUGCACCGUCGCCCCCGACAGCAAUGAGGCCGCAAAAGUACGUAAUUCCGCUGAAUGGCGGUGAUGCGGCAGCGACGGAUGCGCACGUGCGCACGCCAGCUGAGGAGCCAUUGCUGACGUUCCCUUCAGCCGCCGCGGACAAAAACAGGAGCAUGCCCACUAGCAGGCCGAACAUGAAAGACAGCAGUACCAACCAGAAUUCCCCGUUCGGCAUUGACGCGAAUGAGAAGGCGAGGCGUCGACAGCGCUUCUUAGCGUGGCGUCACUCUCAUCCGCUUCAGCGACAUACGUCGGAAUACGGAACCUACCGGCUGAAUACAGGACUUGAAAGACCUGAUGCAGAGUGGAUUGAGUUGCCGUACUUGGAAACUGCUCUCACUGGCGAUGAGGUGAAAAACGACUCUGUUGCAGCAUCACAAAAGGGCCCGACACAUGCACCAGCGGAUGGUGACAGUAAUAAGGGCUCCAAUGGCCCAACCACUCCAGUGGGGGACCGUGAGGUAAGCGAUGGAGCCGCCGUGUCGACGAUGACGACGUCGUCGUCCACCGUAGCGGCGUUGCCCUCCGCUGUGCUUGGAGUUGGUGGGACAAGCGGAACUUCAACGAUGCGUCAGCAAACGAGCGGUGCCGUCUCGCGGUUUUUAGGGCUUCUGGGCGAUUACGCACAGCAGGGCACACCGGUGGGCCGGAAUAAGCGGCGAUGUGCCAAGGAGACUAAGUGGCGUGAGCGUCUUCACAUGAAAUCGGUCACCCGUUUUCUUGUUGAGGAGGAGGACGGCCGACUCGCAGAGUAUAAGGCAGGGAAGAAGUUUGGCCCUUCGCUGGUGGAACCCUGUGAAGUGGAAAAGCGGCGCUCGCAGUGGGCGGCCCGUCAGUUCGUGCAACAGGCUGUGGCUGUUCGCCCGACGUCACCAUGGACGGCACUGGAUGUCUUGCGUAAAGAGAAGGAGCGUGUCAAGCAGGAGGCGGCGAUGAGAGGGAUGACGAAGAAGGAACUGCAGGCGUAUCUUCGCAAUUCCGGCAGCGUCACGGAAGGCUUUGAGAGGUUUGAAGGCGAAGUAACGGCGGCCAAGUACAUGAACGAGACUCGGCAAGCGAGGACGCUGCGUUCUCAGGAGCAGAUGCACUUCAAUAGCACCGCAAAAAUAUCUUACCGCUCGAUGCCGGUGGGGCUAUGGAAAAGGUAUGGAGAACGGACAACGUACUGGCCGACGUCCCGUGUGAAGGGCCGGUGA
Molecule: messenger RNA, 2739 nt
Organism: Trypanosoma conorhini
Lineage: Eukaryota; Euglenozoa; Kinetoplastea; Trypanosomatida; Trypanosomatidae
Exons: 1
Coding region: 1-2739 (912 amino acids)
Molecular function (GO): GTP binding
Source: RefSeq, a predicted model, not a curated record